Dermacentor albipictus is the source of this 1202-nucleotide messenger RNA. Its product is annotated as salivary anticoagulant protein P23-like. The record is from RefSeq and is a predicted model, not a curated record. NCBI's taxonomy places the organism in Eukaryota, Metazoa, Arthropoda, Arachnida, Ixodida, Ixodidae.
AGAAAAAAGGAUCGCGGCCGCUGGGAGACGUAGCGUCAGCGGCACGGGGCGGGUUCCCGUUUCAGUCGGCCGGAACAGCUUGCCAGAGUCAGCUGGAAAAGUUUCAACACCAUCAAGAUGCACAAGUUUUACCUGAUUUUUGCUGCCGUUCUGGCCUACGCAUCGGCGGCGACUAUUAUGGACUCAAACGUGUUCAUGGACACGGUUCUUCAGCAGAAGAUGCCUUCGCUGGUUAGGGGAAACACCAGGCUAUACCCAUUCGCAACCAUUCCCGAUUUCAAGUUUAAGAUAGAGUCCACGGGCCUGUUCAACCGCGACCUGAAGGUCAACGCGACCGAAGGCGCCAUACGACACCUGGACACUGCGCCACACCGCAAGGGCAGCUGCCAGCCCCCGGUGCUGGUCGCAGGCAAGACCACCGUCAGCUGCGAACUCGACCUGAGCGGUAUCAACACCACCUUCACGGCCAAGACCAAAGGUGACAACCUCGCGGGCACGAUCAAGAGCAUCUGGGUGCACGUGAACGCCACCAAGGUGCUGACCGACUUCGAGGCGGCCGCGCUGCCUGGCAAGGACGCCAGCGUGCAGACGUUCCGCAUCAAGGAGCUCGAGCUGAAGACCAAGUACGACAAAUCACUCGGCCUCGGCGACGACCGCAAGAAGGAGUUCAAGAAGGAGCUCGAGAAGAAGGUGCAGACCGCCCUGUACGAGGUCAUCUACAACGAGUACAAGCAGGUGCUCGAGAGGGCCGUUGCCGACACCUACUUUCCGCGAGCGUAGAACGUGUCGGAGAGGCACGUCAACGCCCCGGAAUGCGUCGCGCACGCACACACACACACCAAAAAUUCUACGAAACUGAUAAGCACGAGAAGUUGGCUGUACGGUGGUUUAACUAUGAAAAUGCAUUGCUUCGCUACGAGCAUCGCGAAAACCAUUGCGGGAGUAAAUAUAUCUGUAUCCCAUCCCUAAAAGCACCUUCUGUUGUCUUUGAAGCAAUAAGCUUCAGGUGAGUGAAAAACAAAAGUAAAAUGCUCGUUAGCAUCAUGUCACUUUUGAGAUGUAGAGGUUCAGUCGACAGCAAAGGUGGAGGUGCUCUUAUUUUUUUAACAAUUUAGGGGUUUACCCUAUGUGGUUCACGUAAAGUGAACAAACACACCCCGUGACUCUGACAAGAGAAAAAUAAAAAAGAAUAGAGAGAAGAA